CCGGUGAGGUGGGAGCAAGGACAUUCCUCCUGUCGCUGAUGGGAAGAAAAAAAAAGAGAAAGUUUCCAAGAUGGCGGAGUAGCCUUGCCUGUCCGCUGGAAAACAAUAGAAGCAGCACCGACGCGUUAGCAGCGUUAAACCCGUGCUAACUGGACUGAAACCGCUCUAAAACCACACAUAUCCCGGCUCGGGCUCGGGUUAGGUGGGGAGGAAUAUCCGCACCGGGAGAAAUUUACAGAAAGAAUGAUGUUUUUAUUUAAACGUUUCAGGCUAUUAGCCACCUAGCAUGCUAGUAAAAGCUAGCUAACUGGUAGCCAAAAACAUAGUGUUAGCAGCUAACGGCUACAAGGAGGCGGAGGAUCAGCUGUUUACUAGACAGACAGAUGCUGUAGGAAGGAGCGGACAGACAGCGACGCUUUCACACGCGGUGAUGGAGAGGCUCCGCCGGAGGAUCGAGCUCUUCCGGCAGCAUCACAACAGCUGCGAGAGCCGCUACGAGAACGCGACGCUGGAGCGGCUGGAGCUCGAGAGGCAGCAGACCUUCGCUCUGCACCAACGCUGCUUGCAGGCUAAAGCUAAGCGGUCCAACAAGCACCGGCAGACCCAGCCGCAGGCCAGCGGAGACCAGGCCGGGCAGAGAGCACCGGGUGGAGGUGGAGGUGGUGCAGAGCUCGGAGAAAGCGGAGGAACGACGGCGGAGCAGAGCCGGAACAGCACCCUGAUAGCGGUGAGUGAGCUCUGAUGGACACGGAUGUUGGAGCUUGAACGCACCACAGCACUGACUCCUCUGGUUGUACAGAAGUCUAUGAGAAAAUGACUCUACUUCUC
Anarrhichthys ocellatus (wolf-eel) is the source of this 828-nucleotide messenger RNA. Its product is annotated as mastermind-like protein 1. The record is from RefSeq and is a predicted model, not a curated record. Gene Ontology annotation, cellular component: nucleoplasm; nuclear speck. Gene Ontology annotation, biological process: positive regulation of transcription of Notch receptor target; Notch signaling pathway. NCBI's taxonomy places the organism in Eukaryota, Metazoa, Chordata, Actinopteri, Perciformes, Anarhichadidae. Bases 431 to 742 code for a protein of 103 amino acids. Gene Ontology annotation, molecular function: transcription coactivator activity. The transcript has 2 exons.